GCGGCAUGAAGCUGACCGAUGAAUUCUAACGGGAGGGGAGAGAAAAAAAAGAGAGGAAAAUGAAAGAGCGAAGAAGAUAGAGAGAUACAGAGAAAGAGAGAGAGAGAGCGAGAGAAAGAAGGGGGAGGUAGAGGAGAGCCGGUGGACCAUCCUUCCAGCCGCUGCUGUAGAGGAGGUGCUUCGACAUGACAGCCCUGCGUCAGAGGAAGGGCAGCAGGGGGAAGGAGCCCCCGCUCGGUGCAGAGUCCCAGUCCCAGCAGGCCAACUGUUGCACCGACCAUCAUCCCGAGACGGUCCUGCACGGUGAUUGGUCAUGGGGGGCAAUAAUCUGGACGUCGCUCGGUUGGUCUGUGUCUGUUGGUCUCGGCCUUCUGUGCUGCAUCUACAUGGCCACGCUGCAUGAGAAUGACCUGUGGUUCUCCAACAUUAAGGAGGUGGAGCGGGAGAUCUCGUUUCGGACCGAGUGUGGACUGUACUACUCCUACUACAAGCAGAUGUUGCAGGCUCCGUCCAUACAGGAAGGGCUCUCGGAUUUGAUUCAUGACAACUUGACAGAAUCCAAGAGGACCAUCAAUCUCCUGCAGCGAAUGAAUAUCUACCAAGAGGUCUUUCUCAGUGUUCUCUACAGACUGUUGCCCAUACAGUCCUACCUGGAGCCAGUGUAUUUCUACAUUUAUACAGUGUUCUCGCUCCAAGCGGUGUACGUGAUCGCUCUGUACCUCACGGCAUGGCUGCUGUCGGGUUCCUGGCUGGCGGGCACGCUCACGGGUGUCUGGUACAUCCUAAACAGGGUCGAUACCACUCGUGUGGAGUUCACCAUCUCCCUCAGAGAGAACUGGUCUCUGCCCUUCCUAGCGCUGCAGGUCACCACCAUCACCUGUUACCUCAGGCCUCAGCUCACCGCCUUGCAGCAGAAGGUGGUGGUGUGGUUGAUGUACGUGACGACGUUCUGCUUCUGUCUGACGUGGCAGUUCAACCAGUUCAUCCUGCUCGUUCAGGCUCUCAUCAUAUACACAAUGGACUGUGCCGAUUUCCUGACGACCACACAGGUGACCACUAUGUACCUUGUCCAAGUGUGCAGUCUGCUGAGUGUGUGGCUCCUCCAGUUCUGUAACUCCAUGAUACUGGGAUCGCUGGUCCUGAGCUUCAUCGUAGCCGCACUCGUCAUCAGGCACUGCCAGUCCGGUCUGAAGACGGGAAGCACGCUGGCUCGUCUGGCCAAACUGCUUCUCCACAGCGCCAUGGUUCUCCUCCUCACCUUCACCAUCAACUACCUGACCAAGAAAGCUCUUCAGCUCAGAUCGGACGAACACAUCUUUAAAUUCAUCAAGUCGAAGCUCGCCUUGGGGCCGACGAGGGACUUUGAUGCCAGUCUGUAUCUGUGCGAGGAGGCCUUCGGCUUGCUGCCCCUCGACACACUGGAGCGCCUGGCUGGCACCCUGCUGCUGUACCCCUACGUCCUCACACUGCUGCUGCUCAGCUCCAUGUUGGCGGCGGCCGCACUGCAGAACCUCAGACCUAAAGGAGGUUCAGCUGAGGAGAGGAAAGGAGGCGGAGAGGGCCGAGCGGCGACCUUCCGUCCGGACGUGGCCUACAAUCUGCUGCAUACACUGUUCUACGGCCUCCUGGCCUGCAGCACGAUGAGGAUGAAGUAUAUAUGGACGGGUCACAUGUGUGCAGUCGCGGCCUACGGGGUGUGUGGGAAGGAGCUGUGGACUCUGCUCCUCAACACUCUACGCUGCAACAGUAAAGUUCUGUUGAGGCUCGUCAGACACGCGGUCCCGCUGCUGGUGAUCGGUUGCCUGUAUUACAGGUUCUGGCCGAAGCUGAUGGAGGAGCUGUCAGAACUGAGGGAGUUUUUUGAUCCAGAUACUGUGGAGCUCAUGACCUGGAUUAGCACAAAGACCUCGAAGACGGCGGUGUUUGCAGGCAGCAUGCAGCUGCUGGCCGGCAUCAAACUGUGCACAGGCAGGGUUCUCACCAACCACCCCCAUUACGAAGAUAAAGACCUGCGGGAGAGGACCAAGCAGGUGUAUCAGGUGUACGCCCGCCAGUCGCCGGAGGAAGUCCACGGCAUCCUGAGGGCCAUCGGGGCCGACUACGUGGUGCUGGAGAACAGCAUCUGUUACGAGCGGAGACACAGCCGAGGCUGCCGGCUGAGGGACCUGCUUGACCUGGCCAACGGACAUAUCAUGGACGGACCGGGAGAGAACCACCCAGACCUUGUCCCCGCCUCCCACCCUCGAUUUUGCGAGGCCAUCAAGACGGAGGAGACGGAGACGAUUCCGGCAGCGUACGGCGCUCUGUUCACCCGAACGUUCCAGAACAAAACCUUCCAUGUGUACCGGAUCAAGAAGAAGCGCAAGAAGAGCACCAAGAGCUCGACGGAGCCCAGUGUGACUCAGUAGAACGGGAGCGGGGUUUUUACAAGGACGAGAAGAAGAAGAAGAAGAAAAACGUUGUGGGGGGGAGUAGACAUAAAAGCACUGCAAUCCUCGCUGUUCCUCUAUCUCCUCUCUGCACAGCUGUGAUUAUGCCCAUUAUUUCUUCUUUUCUUUUCUUUUUUAACACAUGGCUCUGUGAACUGUGGUGGUGGAGCAGUGUGCUGGCUGAAGCUCGGGGCCCGCAUUGUUUUAGUUGGUGCAGGGUGGAGGGCGGCUCCAUCUCCAGCCCCGUCUCCCACCUCUCACUGGGGCACAUCAACGGAAAAACCACAACGGGGCCUGUAAGCAGCGUCUGGAACGCCACUCAUUUAGUUCCUUUAGAAAGAAGUCUGUGAAAUGAACUAAAUCCAUUGCUGCUUGUUAAUAUUGUUUUAUUUCACACAAGGUAGCAUUGAUCAAAUCUGGAUCCAAGAUCAAAUCUAAUUAUGAAAUUUGAGAUGAAUUCUCGUAUUUUUGUUUUGCUUUUCACACAUUUCAGCAAUACGUCAUAAAUAACUAAAAAGUAAGACAUUGCCGAGUCAAUUGUAACUCAACAUAUUGUAAUACAUAAUGUUUUUUUACAUAUUUGCUAUUGAGCUCUUCUUUGCCAAUGAAGUUCAAUGAAGGUGAGAAAAUCACAAGAUUUGUUGAGUUUUUCCCCUCAUGAACAUAAAUUAUUGUUUGAGAAAGUGCAAGAAGCCACUGCAGUUAUGACUUGGUCAGUCAAGUGUAUAAACAUUAGGGAUGAAGUGGGCUCUCACAAUGAGAUAAACACAGGCGCACGCCCAGCUGCAUUUGAACCGGGACGCCGUGGGCUCUUUGUGAACACUCCAAAAGUGGGAAAUAGGAGGAGCUCUAGGGAUUAAAAAAUAAUAAUAAUUCAAUAAAUCAUACACACUCGUUCUUUAA
Cyclopterus lumpus (lumpfish) is the source of this 3332-nucleotide messenger RNA. RefSeq names its product dpy-19 like C-mannosyltransferase 3 (gene dpy19l3). The coding region runs from base 186 to 2408 and encodes 740 amino acids. Gene Ontology annotation, molecular function: mannosyltransferase activity. Gene Ontology annotation, cellular component: nuclear inner membrane. Lineage: Eukaryota; Metazoa; Chordata; Actinopteri; Perciformes; Cyclopteridae. The record is from RefSeq and is a predicted model, not a curated record. The transcript is spliced from 19 exons.